GCACAAACAAAACAGAACAACAGCUGUUGCUGUUGUGGUGAUGGAUGGUACGGGAUGGACAACUAUCGGAUUGAACGGCGCGUUGGGGAAGGUGCCCACGGGGUUGUGUUUCUUGGCGUCCACCUGGCAAGCGGGCAGCGCGUGGCGUUGAAGAAGGUGACGCUGGCCCGCCUGGACGAUGGCAUCCCAACCCAGGUCAUCCGCGAGAUCCGCGCCCUGUGCCAGCUCACGCACAAGAACGUCGUCACGCUGCACGACGUGUUUCCGUCCGGCAUGGGCAUCAUGCUGUGCUUCGAGUACAUGGCCAGCGAUCUCGCCCGUGUCCUUCAAGGGCAGAACCUUCCGCUCUCCGCUCCACACGUCAAGCGCUACAUGUCCAUGCUUCUCUCCGGCGUUGACUUUUGCCACUCCCACGCCAUCGUCCAUCGCGACCUCAAGCCUGCAAACCUACUCAUCAGCGCGACUGGGCAGUUGAAGAUUGCCGACUUUGGGCUUGCGCGCGUGUACGAUGAAGCAAGACCAAUGAGCCACCAGGUGGCCACGAGGUGGUACCGUGCUCCAGAGCUGCUGUAUGGGGCACGCGUCUACGACUUUGGCGUUGACAUCUGGGCCGUCGGCUGCAUCUUUGGAGAGCUCCUCAACAACUCGCCCCUGUUUCCGGGCGAGAACGACAUUGACCAGCUCUCCUGUGUCAUCCAGGCCCUUGGAACGCCCACACGACAAGACUGGCCGGAACUCGACUCGCUUCCCGAUUUUGCAAAGAUCAACUUUGAUCCCACAGACCCCCAGCCCAUGCACGAAAUCCUCCCCGACGCAACGCAGGACGCCAUCAACCUGUGCUCGCAAUUCCUCGUCUACUCGUCCUCCCGCCGUCUUCCUGCCGCAAAGGCACUGGUGCACCCGUACUUCUUCUCGUAUCCCCUGCCUGCGCACCACUCGGAACUCAAGCUGCCAACCUCUUCCCAGCCGGAGAGCAUGCGGCUACGACUCGUGUCUGAUCUUCCCUUUGUCACAUUCGAGGACGAUGACGACGAUGAGUUGUGA
This is a messenger RNA of Salpingoeca rosetta, 1044 nucleotides long. Its product is annotated as CMGC/CDK/CCRK protein kinase. Lineage: Eukaryota; Choanoflagellata; Craspedida; Salpingoecidae. Gene Ontology annotation, molecular function: cyclin-dependent protein serine/threonine kinase activity; ATP binding. Gene Ontology annotation, biological process: protein phosphorylation. Bases 55 to 1044 code for a protein of 329 amino acids. Gene Ontology annotation, cellular component: nucleus. The record is from RefSeq and is a predicted model, not a curated record. The transcript has 9 exons.